UCAAGCACCUAGGCAUGCAGACUGCUUCUUCAAACAUUUGUGAAAUAAUGGGUCGCUCUCAGGAGCUCAGUGAAUUCAAGUGUGGUAACCAUGAUAGGUUGCCACCUAUGCAAUAAGUCCAUCUGUGAAAUUUCCUUGCUACUAAAUAUUCCACGAUCAACUGUUAGUGGUAUUAUAACAAAGUGGAAGCAACUGGGAACAACAGCAACUCAGCUACGAAGUGGUAGGCCACAUAAAAUGACAGAGCGGAGUCAACACAUGCUGAAGCAAACAGUGCGCAAGUUGUCAACUGUCUCCAGAGUCAAUGGCUAAAGAUGUCCAAACCUCAUGUGGUCUUCAGGUUAGCACAACAGUGCGUAGAGAGCUUCAUGGAAUGGGUUUCCAUGGCCGAGCAACUGCAAUCAAGUGUCGGAUACAGUGGUGUAAAGCAUGUCGCCACUGGGCCAGUUGAGAUGUUUUCUCUGGACUGACGAAUCGAGAACGGUACUUGCCUGACUACCUUGUGCCAAAUGUAAAGUUU
Messenger RNA from Staurois parvus, 520 nucleotides. The record is from the annotation of a GenBank genome assembly. Lineage: Eukaryota; Metazoa; Chordata; Amphibia; Anura; Ranidae.